This is a messenger RNA of Camelina sativa (false flax), 3180 nucleotides long. The record is from RefSeq and is a predicted model, not a curated record. Lineage: Eukaryota; Viridiplantae; Streptophyta; Magnoliopsida; Brassicales; Brassicaceae.
UACCAAACCAAGCAAAGUUAUGAUCUACAGUGUAAAGUUUAGAUAAUAGAUUCUGAAAAAAAGAAAAAGAAAGGUAAUGAGAAGAAAAAAGUUACAUAACAUGAGAAUAAUAAUAUGGGAGCAACUGAGAGCAAACAGAUAGAGAAGAGAGAAGAGAGGCGUUGGGGCAGAAGACUCGCGUGCUGAGUUGUUGUGGUGUGUUGGACUGAGUUUUCUCAUUAGCCUCUCAAAUCGGGGAAUCACCAUUGAAAUUGAAACCUCCUUUCACUACUACACGUGUUAUGUAAACCCUUUUCUUCUUCUUCUUCCCAAUUAAAAAAAAAACCUAUCUUUUCUUAUUACCUUAGUGGAGAGAUACCCAAAUCAGAAAGGUUCCUUCUUUAUAACUCCGAGGACUCCUUGGUGUUUGCUUUCUGGUGAAUUCUUUGAUGGGUUUUGGUGUUUUCAGUUGAGAAAACCAUUCUGGGUUACGAAUCAGGGAUUCGAGUGUUAGAGGAAAGUGUGGUUUAUACUGUGACUGGAGGAAGCAAUGGAGGGUGAAGGGAUCUCAGCUGAGCGGAGAGUGGAGAUUAGAGUAAGGAAGAAUGGGAGAAAGGAUAAGGUUAUAGUUGAGAAAUCUGCAGCUAAAGGUUUACCUGAAGGAUGGAUCAAGAAGCUUGAAAUAACAAACAGAUCAAGCCGUAAAAUCAGAAGAGAUCCGUUCUUUAUUGACCCUAAAAGUGGAUACAUCUUUCAAUCCUUCAAAGAUGCAUCACGGUAUGUUGAGACUGGCGAUAUUGGACAUUAUGCACGUAAGGUGAAGGAAAGCUAUACCGAAGAUGAUGAUUCCGGAAAUGGAAAGACCGUCCUUUGUCUGCAGUAUGUGGAAAAGAGAUCUGCUGAUGAUUUAUUGGAAAAGGAGAAAAAGAUAGAUACUCAUGUCAGAGAAAGUAAACCGAGAAACUUAUCUACUUCUGAUGAACAUUCCAGGAAGUGUAAUAUGAAUUCUGACUUGAGCAUCGUAGCCUCACAAGUUCUUGAGGAUUUGGGGGAGAAGGAAGAGGCGAAAGAUCCUAUCGAAACGCAACCCAUAGUGAAACGGGUUACUAGGAGCCAAGCUAAAGCUAGUAAGAAUGAGGAAGUCGUGGAUUUAAAAAGAAAGAACCUGUCUUCAUCAAAUGCAAAAUCAGCAAAAGAGUCUGUAAAAUCCAGAAUGAGGAGCAGUGCAAGGUCACAAGAACCAAAGAAGGAAUCUGCUAUGAAGGAAGAAGAUGAAAAAGGUUCUACUGAAAAACGGAUUACAAGGAGUAAAGCUAAAGUGAAGACGAAGGAGCUAAGUAAUAGUGUAGCCCGGCGAACAUCAAAACGAUUAGCUGGUAUUGAGCUUGAACCAACGCCUGAACUGAAGACAAGAACCAAAGUUCAACGAAUAGUACCUCCUGAUGAACAGCAGACGCCUGAAUGUAAUAAGACAGGAACCAAAGCUCAACGAAUAAUACCUCCUGAUGAUGGCACAGCCGGAAAGUGCACUGAUGAUGAACAGACGCCUGAAUGUAAUAAGAUAGGAACCAAAGCUCAACGAAUAACAGCUCCUGAUGAUGGCACAGCCGGAAAGUGCAAGCAACCUGUGAAUCCUGUUGCUACCAGCGGAUUGAACGAGACGGAGAUACCCCUCAACAAGGAAGCAGCUAAAAGCUAUAUUGAAAAUCGUUCUCAGAAACCAUAUGCUGCUGCUGCUGCUACAAGCAAUAAUCGUGUGAGUGCAGAAAUGGCAGUGGGAGUUAAAAAGAUCCGUAAAUCAGUAGGCAGAAAGCCUUCUGUAGACAAGAAGACAGUAAAAACACCACCGAUUAUAUAUGAACUGAAUCCAGUUUUUCAUCUUGACGGUUACAUGCAGAAGGAAGAAAUGUCGCCUGUCUCNCUACCUCCUGAUGAUGGCAAAGCCGGAAAGUGCAAGCAUCCUGUGAAUCCUGUUGCUACCAGUGGAUUGAAAGAGACGGAGAUACCCCUCAACAAGGAAGCAGCUAAAAGCUAUAUUGAACAUCGUUCUCAGAAACCAUAUGCUGCUGCUGCUGCUACAAGCAAUAAUCGUGUGAGUGCAGAAAUGGCAGUGGGAGUUAAAAAGAUCCGUAAAUCAGUAGGCAGAAAGCCUUCUGUAGACAAGAAGACAGUGAAAACACCACCGAUUAUAUAUGAACUGAAUCCAGUUUUUCAUCUUGACGGUUACAUGCAAAAGGAAGAAAUGUCGCCUGUGUCACCGUUGUCUUGCGAAACUUCUGCAACAAAGUGGGAGAAGACAGGAGCAGGCAUAAGGCUGGGAGGUUCUAGUCCAAAGGAUAAACUUACUACCAGUGUCAAAGCAACUGAGAUCUCGGAUUUGGGAUUACCAAAUAAAGGAACGCAUCCACGUCCUUGUGAUACCAUUCAAAGGAGAAAUAAAUUAGGCAACGAGUUAUCUAACUCAUCUGUAGUAAGAGGCGCAUGCUCAAAAGUGAUGGAGAAGAAUACCAACAGCUUCUCUUCAGCAUAUAACUCGACUCUUGCAGAUCUUUGGAAAGAUCCUUGCAUCGCCUUUGCUAUCAAAACUCUGACCGGAGGAGAGUCGCUGCAUCUUCCUAACACCCCAGCAAUCUCUUCUGAUCCCACCAACAAUCACACCGAGCAGAAAGGAGUCUCCUUUAUCCCAGAGACUACUGGUAAUGUUAACAUAUGCUCUGAAAAACCAAGUGAACCCCCAGUUCCGGAUAUCUGGAAAGACCCGUGUAUCGACUUUGCUAUAAAAACUCUGACAGGCGCCAUCCCUAUAGGGUUAGAUGAACCACAAGUGAAAUCAAAGUCUGAGGGAAUGAAGAUUACCACAAUGCAAGAACGGGAAGGUAGGUCAAGCAACUGUGAUCAUUUGGUUCAACAAUGUAACAUGAAGAACAAGUCUGUGGAUAAAGGAGACUUGUGUGCACAAUCUUUAUCUAAGGUCUAACAACAAGAAGAAAUAAAAGCUUAGUGUUUUAGGGGGUGUAUUCCGUAUGGUAGGGGGCGUUUUGAUAACGCCAUGGGUGAUAGUAUAAGAUCCAUGUGCAAUGCCUUGGUCUUUUUACCUUUUUAGCCAUGUUCUGUAAAUACAUAACCUGUAUUAGUUUUGUGUAUCGACAGAACCUGGAAAAAAAACUCUUAACCACCUCAAUGGAUAUUGUUUCUCCUCUG